GUUCUUUUUUCUUACUUGUAAAGAAGCUUCCUUUGAGGUAACUACACUUUGUGUUAGAUAAAACCCACAUCACCCCUCCCCCCAUCUCCAUCUUUCUCUCUUUAACAUAUCGAGCUGUUUAGGUCAACAAUAACCCCGUUUUGAAUCCUCCAUCCGUGCCUUGUCUUUCUUUAGGGUUUGAUGAUGAUCCCUCAUGGUCAAAUAUGAAGGCACCGACUCUCUCACAAUUCUCUUGUACUGCUAAAUAUACAUCUGCUUUUCUUUGUUUUCUUCACAGCCUCACAUAUCUAUCUGCCUACUCAAAUAUCUUCUUAGCUCCAACUAUAUAUUUUUUCUUGAUCCAGAGGGCUAUAAUUAGCAGAAUUGAAGGUGGGGUCAGGGUAUAAUUUUAUGGAGUUGAUGCAAGAAGUGAAAGGGUACUCUGAUAGCAGAGAGGAGGAGGAGGAGGAAGAGGGAGCAGCAGAAGAAGAAAGCAGCCGGUUGUUACACCAGCACCAGGAUGCAGCAGGUUCCAAUUUCAUCAUCAACAACAAUCAACAUCAUCAACAUCACCACACAACAAAGCAGCUAGAUUUCAUGGACUUGUCACUUGGUAGCAGCAAGGAUGAAGGGAAUUUGCCAGGAUCUUCUUCUUCUGUCUAUGCUCAUCAUCAUGCAGCAAGUGGUAGUUCUUCUGUCAAUGGUAACAACAACCUGCAGCAACAGCAACAGCCUGCUGAGAAGGAGCACAUGUUUGAUAAAGUAGUGACACCAAGUGAUGUGGGGAAGCUGAACAGGUUGGUGAUACCAAAGCAGCAUGCUGAGAAGUAUUUCCCUCUUGAUUCCUCAGCCAAUGAGAAGGGUCUGUUGCUGAAUUUUGAGGACAGGAAUGGAAAGUUGUGGAGGUUCAGGUACUCCUAUUGGAACAGCAGCCAGAGCUAUGUGAUGACCAAAGGUUGGAGCCGUUUUGUCAAAGAGAAGAAGCUUGAUGCGGGUGACAUUGUUUCCUUCCAGCGUGGUGUUGGAGAAUCGUAUAGGCAUAGGUUGUACAUAGAUUGGAAGAGAAGGCGUGAUCAUCAUCAUCAUCACCAUCAUGGCCCUGUCGACCCUUCAACCACACUCUUCACACCUUUCUUUCUUCCCAAUCAGCCUCAUCACUUAAUGUCCAUCAGAUGGGGUGCCACUGACAGAUUGUACUCCCUCCCUUCCCCAACCCCACCACGCCACCAUGACCAUUUGCAACAUCAACAACCCCUCAAUUACAACAACAACACCAUGUAUCAUCCCUUUCAUCACCAUGGUGGUGGAAGUGGAAUUAAUGGUACUACUCAUCACUACAACAAUUACUAUCAUGAGAUGAGUAGUACUACUAAUACUACCACUUCAGGAUCUGGCUCAGUCUUUUACCUCAGGUCAACACCCCCAUCAAUGCCAUUGGCUGAUCACCAAACCUUGAACACAAGACAACAACAGCAGCAACAGCAACAACAACAACAACAAGAGGGAGGUGGCAAUGUUUCACUUCCUCCUAUGAUCAUUGAUUCUGUUCCAGUUGCUCACCACCUCCAUCAUCAUCAUCAUCAACAUCAACAUCAACAUCAACACCAUGGUGGCAAGAGUAGUGGUUCUAGUAGUCCUAGCACUGCAGGGAAAAGACUAAGGCUAUUUGGGGUGAACAUGGAAUGUGCUUCUUCAACAACAUCAGAAGACCACCCCAAAUGCUUCAGCUUGCUGUCCUCAUCUUCAUCAAUGGCUAAUUCCAAUUCUUCACUACCACCACUUCAGCUUUUGAGGGAAGACACACUUUCAUCAUCAGCAGCAGCAGCAGCAAGGUUUGGAGAUCAGAGAGGAGGAGUAGGGGAACCUUCAACUUCAAUCUUUUUUGAUCUGGACCCUUCUUUGCAAUACCGGAAGCGAUAAAAAAAAAAAAUUGAUCUGAAGAAACAAAAUAAUGGAAGAAGAUACGAGUUUGAUCUAAAGUCAUCACCACCUACUACCUGGGCUAGCUACACUCUCUUUUGCAGCAUUUUUAUUUUUUUUCCUUUCUCUUUUUUGUUUCUUUCAUCAGCUACAAAGGAAAGAAAAGGCUCUCCCGGACUUUCUUCUUCUUUUGAUCAGUAAUUAGUCUUUAGCUUUUGCACGUUUUGAAGUCUUUUAGUACGUUUAGAACUUCUCAAUGAAUUAAUUAGCUGGGGAUUUGGGCCCCUGAAGAAAUAUUGGAACAUCCAUCGUUUCACAACCUAAAAGAGGGAAAUGAAAUCCAUGGAGAUCAAAUUACGCUUAGACCUUUUUUCAAUUGUGUAUAAUACAAUACAAAUAUAUUUAUUAUUAUUAUUA
This is a messenger RNA of Glycine soja, 2316 nucleotides long. Its product is annotated as B3 domain-containing transcription factor NGA2-like. Bases 391 to 1899 code for a protein of 502 amino acids. NCBI's taxonomy places the organism in Eukaryota, Viridiplantae, Streptophyta, Magnoliopsida, Fabales, Fabaceae. The transcript has 3 exons. The record is from RefSeq and is a predicted model, not a curated record. Gene Ontology annotation, molecular function: DNA binding; DNA-binding transcription factor activity.